Messenger RNA from Drosophila rhopaloa, 1338 nucleotides. RefSeq lists its product as uncharacterized. NCBI's taxonomy places the organism in Eukaryota, Metazoa, Arthropoda, Insecta, Diptera, Drosophilidae. The record is from RefSeq and is a predicted model, not a curated record. The transcript is spliced from 2 exons. The coding region runs from base 533 to 883 and encodes 116 amino acids.
UGUGUGGGCCUGGUUCACCUGUUUGGGCCUUCAGGAGCAAAGUCACACGGUCUGGAGCUGGCGGCGCAGAGUUUUCACUGGCUUCCCUCUUCGCCUCCUCGACUCCAACGGGCUGCGUUGGUUCUUUGUGACGAAGUCGAAGACGAAGCGCUGCAGUCGCUGGAGUCGGCGUCAACUUAACGCCGGCGUCGAGUGGUUGGUUGCUGGCUGUCAUUUUGUUUGUUGGUAGCAGCAGCACCGGGAACUUGGCCGCAGUCGCAGACCACACGCUCCACGGGAACCACGAGCGGCGGCAUUGGAUUCGGUUUGGCCCUGGCCCGCCACGAACGCAGUCAAAACAAAAACAAAAACAAAAACAGAAACAACAACAAAAACAAAAGACAUCUGUGCCGGUGGAAGUGCGAGUUCGGCUAUCGCCCUGUGCUCGACGUUAUCACAACAGCCAUAUCGGAAACACCAGCUCCAGCCACAACGACCAAAAAUAAGAGCAGAGGUCGUAUCCGUACCAAUCGAUUCACUAUCUUUUGGAAUCAUGAGCAACACUAUGACAGCCGCCCACGAGCCGACGAUCCACUACCUGGACAGUGUGCUCAGCGAGGAGGAGAAGCGGUGCGAGUACGGCCACCAGUGGCGCAACUUCUCCAUUUCCCGGUCUGGGCGCUUCCGGUCGAAGAACAAGAAGCGGGAUGCCGUCGACGGCAAGCUCUUCGACGCAGGAUCCCCGAAGGACAGCGAAAAGGUCUCGAGCCGAACUCCUUCCAGCGGCUUGUCCAAGUCCGCCGCCGUAGCAACGGCAGGAUCGAUGACGACACCAGGCACCCAGGCGAGAAGUCAACGUGACCAAGCGGAGAGCUAUAAAAGUUUUUACGAGACGAAUUUAUAGAUAAUGGCGCCUUGUCAAGCACACGGCUGUAUGAAUACGUACUUUCCUUAUAAUGUACACAAUUAUCAUGCAUAUGUAUAUAACUUAGCAUGACGCUUUAUUUUAUCAGAUUGAGAGGAUGAGAAAGAGAAAGGAGGGGAACACAGAGGACUUAUCGAACUACUUGGGGCUAUGCAGUGCAGGGAAGACGAAUGCACUUCGCGCGGUUUGAUUAACCUUGAUUUAAUGUUUAGUAAGGCUUAUUUCGCACAUGAUAACUUUCUCUCUCUAUGCUUAGAUCAAUUGUACGUAAGUAAAAUUAAGAUUGCUUAGAUUUUUAAAGUAUUAAAACGUGAUAAUUGCACUAAUUAAUAUGCAUAAUUUAAAAUAUAUAGCUAUAGAAAAUGUACGCCUAACUUUAGUGAAUAUUUAAAUCAGACCAAUAAAGAACCACGUUCGAUUUAAGAGUCGUUUAA